UGCACGAUGGAAUUUUUGCCAUCCCUCCCUUCCGAAAAAAAAAAAGCAUGGGAAUCGUACAGCAGAAUUUUUAGGAUUCCACUUAUAAUGACAUAGAUAACGUUUCUUUAAGAGGGAGGGCUUUACUUUAAUUUUUCCGAAAAAAAAAAUAGUACCUGGACAAGUACUAUAUAGUGUGAAUACGAGGCAUAUUGCAAUCAAUCAAUCAAAUAUAAUCAGAAAGCAAAGAAAAAGUAGGAUUUAAAUGUAGUGUAUUUUUGCAAACGUUCCGAAAGUUAAUAAUAAGUCCAUAAUAUGAAGCAUCAAGUUAGUGUUUAAUAAAGAAAUAAAAAAUUGUUGCUGUUUGAUAGGUUUUGCUCCAUAUAACUUUUUUAUAUGAUUUAUUAAAACUAUCAGGCAUACUUGUCUUGUAUUCAACGUAAUUGUUUGUGUUCAGUUGAUAUUCAACUCUAUUUCAUCAAAACUUGGUAGCGAAUUAUUCUACCAAAAAUUCAACAUUUAUUUUUGAUGCUUAGUGUGUUAAGUCUAACUGCUAAAAGGGUAUUUUCUACAAUGAGUUGCAAUGCAAAUGAUCCUUUUCAAGGUGUAUUUUCUGUAUCGUAUGUUACUGCUCCAAGUGAUGAUGUAGCAAAAAAAAUAGCAGAAGGUCUGGUGAAAGAGAAAUUAGCUGCUUGUGUUAACAUCAUUCCUGGCAUUCAUUCAAUUUAUGAAUGGAAAGGAGAAAUUCAAAAAGAUUCUGAAGUAUUGAUGCUUAUUAAAUCAAGAACUUCAAGAUUAGAUGAGCUGACAAAAUAUGUGAGGGAAAAUCAUCCAUAUGAAGUUUGUGAAGUCAUAUCUAUGCCAAUUCAACAAGGAAAUGAGCCAUAUCUGAAGUGGCUAGAUGAAAUUGUACCAGAGAAGAAAUGUUAGAAACAUAUCCUAAUACUGUAUAUAAACAAAUGUGUAUCAAUAAUACAUUUUAAUAAAUCUUACCGCACAGUUUGAAA
Argiope bruennichi is the source of this 986-nucleotide messenger RNA. RefSeq names its product protein CutA homolog. Gene Ontology annotation, molecular function: copper ion binding. NCBI's taxonomy places the organism in Eukaryota, Metazoa, Arthropoda, Arachnida, Araneae, Araneidae. Gene Ontology annotation, biological process: response to metal ion. The record is from RefSeq and is a predicted model, not a curated record. The transcript has 7 exons. Bases 508 to 909 code for a protein of 133 amino acids.